UCUAGCGUGUUGAACGGGAAAGCAGGCGGGAUGGUGCGGGGGAACGAUGAGCUGGUGGAUGAUUUUCCCGAACAGUUCCGCUCCUACUCGGAGAACGAAAAACACUGGCAGGCCCGGCGUACCUUCAUCCUGCGCAACGUCCCGCCAGAGGACGGGGCGGAGCUCUCUGCGCUGCGUGUGGACCAGCUGCUCUCGCUCUCUAUGGUCUGGGCCAAUCAUCUCUUCUUGGGAUGCAGGUACAACAAAGAUCUCCUGGACAAGGUAAUAGAAAUGGCUGAGGGGAUUGAAGUUGAAGAUGCUCCACAUUUUACAACCCGUGAUGAAAUAAUGAAAAAGAAUCAACACUAGGCCCAAGAGAAGAGGUGCUAGAUUUUUACUAUGCUACAUGAUUUACUGAAGUAGAAGACUAAUCUGAAGACUAAAACAAGUUUCACUUCGGACGUGCAUUUUAAAUUGGGGUCUUUUUACACUGAACACUCAUUUUAGGUUUUUAAAAUAUGUAUCUUGAUUCUGAUCGAAGAAGGUAUAGAGAACUUUUGUUCCUUACCCCUUUGACCAUGGGACACAACUUUCUAAAAAUAGGUGUGGGGGUACUGAUGGAACCACGGUUAUUUGGUAAAUGUAGAUAAUUCUUUAUAACAAUCGAAUCUGACUUACAGCCUGGUCCUGUGCAUGUUUGCUCAGGAAUAAAUCAGGAGACUUCAUGGAGUUUGCUUCUAGGUAACUAUGUCUACAAUUGCAGCCAUAAUUGAAUAGGAUGUGGAAACUGUUGGUGCACAUCUUGUACUGCGUAAGUAGAGGGCCCGUCCUAGUCUUAGAUAAAAUGAAAGUUAAGGAUGUGUGAGAAUCUUCUGCGCACCUGCCACUAUGGCUGCCAGAAGCCAUGCAGAUAGCACAAAUGUUAGUGCUGUUAUUUUUUUCUGGAAGGAUGGCGUAAAUGUUAUGUAAAUGUUUAUUUUUUCUCCAUCAUGAUAAUCAAGAUCCUCUAACUACAGAGAAUAACUUAACAUUGAAAAUAUCUUUAAAUUGAAGAUCAUAAGCCUUUUCAACAUUAGAGGGUUCCUUUGCCUUUUGGUAGCUGAAGGGAGGUUUGGCAGGUACAACUCUCAGGUGCUUGCAGACAUGGUGACACAGCAUAGAGAAAUGCAUCUGGUCAGAAUACUAGAUUGGUUUUGCAAAAAAAGAGCACCAAAGACAUUGCUGUAAUAGAUCAUGAUGUUUAGACUCUUUCUUCAUCAUCGGCCCUAGGCCUUGUUUAAAUCAGGAUCUUUCAUAUUGCUUUACCAGGAGAAGAGCAAGUGGAGGUCAUUUUCUUAAAUGAAGAGUACAAGGUGGGAGACUGUAAGGCAUCACUUUGGAACCCCCUCCUGUGCCACUUCCUAACUCCCCCUUCUAGGAUUCUAUAAGCUGUUAAAGAUCUGGAGAAAAAAUGCCCUGCCCCUUAACAGCAGCUUAAUGGGAUUUUAUUUAGCAGGUGAUGUUAUUUACCUCCAUAGUAUGAAAAGCUUCAGCUGCAUACAUUAAGCCUCUGUUAAAGGGGCAGGUUGGUUUUUUCCAGUUUGUUGGCAGAAAGUAUAAAAUCCUACAAGCUUGAGCCAACUGAUUUUCCAUACCUUUCUCCUUCUGUCUCAGCUGCCU
This is a messenger RNA of Gekko japonicus, 1638 nucleotides long. It is a transcript of the gene XTBD1, whose product is annotated as CDKN2A interacting protein N-terminal like. The transcript is spliced from 3 exons. The record is from RefSeq and is a predicted model, not a curated record. NCBI's taxonomy places the organism in Eukaryota, Metazoa, Chordata, Lepidosauria, Squamata, Gekkonidae. The coding region runs from base 31 to 348 and encodes 105 amino acids.